CGGAUGGCUACUUAUAGCCGCCUGGCGCCUCCCGGUGCCUCCUUGGGAGAUGCACCUGGGUCCGCCACCUCUGUCCCGUCGGCCUACAGUCCUCGCCAGCGAAACGAAGAUCACCAGCAACCAUGAGGCUUCCCCAGACCGAAGUUAGCCUCGCGCUGCUCGCCUUGGCCGCCCCAGCAGUGCGCGCCGGGUGCAGUCUGCCGUCCAGCUACAAGUGGACGUCGACCGGACCGCUGGCGACCCCCAAGUCCGGCUGGGUCUCGCUCAAGGACUUCACCCACGUGCCGUACCAGGGCAAGCACCUGGUGUACGCCACCGACCACGACACGGGCUCCAGCUAUGGCUCCAUGAACUUCGGCCUGUUCUCCAACUGGUCCGACAUGGCCUCGGCCAGCCAGAACGCCAUGAGCCAGGCCGCGGUGGCGCCCACGCUCUUCUACUUCGAGCCCAAAAGCAUCUGGGUCUUGGCCUACCAGUGGGGCCCUACCGCCUUCUCGUACCGCACGUCUACCGACCCGACCAACGCCAACGGGUGGUCAGCCGCCCAGCCGCUCUUCACCGGCACCGCCGAGGGCGCCCCCUACGGUCCCAUCGACCAGACCCUGAUCGGCGACAGCACCAACAUGUACCUCUUUUUCGCCGGCGACGACGGCAAGAUCUACCGGUCCAGCAUGCCCAUCGACAACUUCCCGGGCAACUUCGGCACCGAGUCGACCGUGGUGCUCUCGGGCGCUACCAACGACAUCUUCGAGGCCGUCCAGGUGUACACGGUGACGGGCCAGUCGUCGCCGCAGUACCUGAUGAUCGUCGAGUCGAUCGGCUCGAGCGGCGACCGCUACUUCCGGUCGUACACGGCCAGCAGCCUCAGCGGCUCGUGGUCGCCGCAGGCGACCAGCGAGAGCGCGCCCUUCGCGGGCAAGGCCAACAGCGGGGCCACGUGGACGCCCGACAUCUCGCACGGCGACCUGAUCCGCUCCUCGGCCGACCAAACCAUGCCCAUCGACCCGUGCAACCUGCAGCUGCUCUACCAGGGCCGCAACGGCAGCGGCAGCACCUACGAUCUGCAGCCGUACCGGCCGGGCCUGCUCACCCUGGUGGGCGCGACGGGCGGCAACAACGGCGGCGGCAGCAGCAGCACGCCUACGACGACGGCCACGCCGCCGGCCACGAGCACGCCGGGUAACGGCGGGACCGUCGCGCACUGGGGACAGUGCGGCGGCAGUGGCUACAGCGGGCCGACCGUGUGCGAGAGCCCUUACACGUGCACCUACCAGAACCCUUGGUACUCGCAGUGUCUGUGAGAGCGGUGAGCCAACGGCGGCAGGAAUCGGAGCAGAGCGCACAUGGACGGUGGAGGUCGCAAACCUGAGAAGGGAGAAGGGGGGGAGGUGGCGCCAUGGGGUUCAAGUUGCUCAGGGGACCGCAUUUGUCUGUACAUAGCUGUUGUUUGACGGACAUUCCAAGUAUAUAUUCAUUUGUCUGUCUCCGUUUGACCCAACCCCACUGGGGCAUGGGCUUGCUUCCAGCGGUCUAGUUCCGGAUUCUGUUGCGUUGUUAUCAAGGGUAAACUAUGCGCUUACAGCUUUCAAUGGAACAGAGUCCGUGACUGAGAAAUCAAACAUAUCAAACUUGGGAUCUUGUCACGUCAGGGGUAAGGGGCUCAGAGCUUGGUAUAACGUAUUGGCCAUAGUUUCCCCACUCCUAGAUAUAUAUAUAUCACGCUCUGUUCAG
Molecule: messenger RNA, 1731 nt
Organism: Thermothielavioides terrestris NRRL 8126
Lineage: Eukaryota; Fungi; Ascomycota; Sordariomycetes; Sordariales; Chaetomiaceae
Product: glycoside hydrolase family 62 protein
Exons: 2
Coding region: 123-1301 (392 amino acids)
Biological process (GO): L-arabinose metabolic process
Cellular component (GO): extracellular region
Molecular function (GO): alpha-L-arabinofuranosidase activity; cellulose binding
Source: RefSeq, a predicted model, not a curated record